Messenger RNA from Paramecium tetraurelia, 936 nucleotides. RefSeq lists its product as uncharacterized. Gene Ontology annotation, cellular component: BRCA1-BARD1 complex; BRCA1-A complex; plasma membrane. Gene Ontology annotation, biological process: negative regulation of fatty acid biosynthetic process; double-strand break repair via homologous recombination; positive regulation of transcription by RNA polymerase II. The record is from RefSeq and is a predicted model, not a curated record. Lineage: Eukaryota; Ciliophora; Oligohymenophorea; Peniculida; Parameciidae. The transcript is spliced from 3 exons. Gene Ontology annotation, molecular function: ubiquitin-protein transferase activity.
AUGAAAUAUUAUUUUAAUAAACUUCAUUCACAAUUAUAUUAUUUUAUGCUGGUUGAAAAUUUAGCAAAUGAACUACAAUGCUCAAUUUGCUUAAGUUUAUUUAGUAUUCCAUUUGUAAUUCCUUGUGGACAUAGUUUUUGCCGCGAUUGCAUUCAAAAUUAUGGCAAAGCAACCAAGUCUACGAAAUGCCCGCUUUGUAAAUAGCCUUUCAAUCUGAACAAAAUAAAUCUUAACGUGUCGUUGCAGGCAGUCUUGAAUGUCAUGGAUCAAGACAAUACCAAAAUAAAAGCAGAUUAGAGUCGAAAGAAAUCUAAAUCCACUAAUUUUUUUAUAUGUACUUCGAAUUUAUCUGAUGAAUACAAGGAAUGCCUUGAAAGAUUUCAAAAACAAUUCAAAAUAAAAUCGAAUUCAAACAUCAAUUCCAAAAUCACACAUCUCAUCUCAGGCCCCGACAAUCCAAACAAACCAUUCAUAGCCAGAAGAACCUUAAAAUACCUAGAGGCAUUGGCCAGAGGAAUUUGGAUUGUCAAUAUAGAUUGGGUAAUCGAAAGUCUGAAAUGCGACACAAUCCUGAACGAGGAGGAUUUCGAAAUAAAAGGGGACGAAUUCCCUACACUCACCCCCAAAAUAUCGAGAACUCGUGGUGGAAUGUAUGAUUUCCUAAGAAAUUACGAAUUCAGCAUCGAAGUGGGAAACCUCAACAAAACCAUCAUCAAUCAGGAUUACGUUGAAACCCUAAUCUAACUCUGCGGUGGCAACUUAGUUAGUUUGAAGGAAAAGACUUAAAAUACUAUUAUAAUAAAAAUAGUUUAAGAUCCUCAAAUUAACUCCACACGCAUCGAGUGCAUUCCCAUGAUAGUCAAUCAGAAGUGGUUGUUCGACAGUAUCAGCAAGUUCAACAUGCAAAACUAUUUUGGUUAUCUAAUAAGCAUUUGA